UUCACUGCUCCCGGAAGGCGGGGCGGGGAAGGCAAGGACACUGCGCACGCGCGGCGCAGGCGCAGUGGGGCCGGCGCUGUGGCUGGCUGCUGGUGUGGAGUCGCGGUGGUGAGGCGGAGGAGCAGGCAGACGCUGGAAGAAGAUUCUGCAGACCAGGGAAGGUACUGCCUAUUUUGCUAUCAGAGUAAUUAAUUGAUUUUCAAAAUGCCUGCAGCCCCUCAAGCACCUUCCAGAGGAUCCAUUCGCAAGACCAGACCUCUGGUUGUAAAGACGUCCUUGAACAACCCCUAUGCUGUCUGUUGGAGCACACUGGAGAGGGAGGACAUGCACUUCAUUUUACAGACAAUUGAGCAGAAGUUUAAAUCUAUUGGACUUCAGAAAAUCGAGGACAAGAAAAAAAGGAAAAAAACGCCUUUUAUAAAAAAGCACAAGGUAGAAAGAUGCAGCCUAGGUGUUGAUACUAGUGAGGAUCUGAAGAAUAGGCCAGAAGCUAACCAGCAGGUGUCAGGGUGGACGCCUGUGCAGAUCAGGAAGCAGCUUGCCAUAGGUGUUAAUGAAGUCACCAGAGCUCUGGAAAGGAGUGAACUGCUCUUGGUUCUGGUAUGUAAGUCAGUCAAGCCUGCCAUCAUCACCUCACACUUGAUUCAGUUAAGUAUAAGCAGAGUUGUUCCUGCCUGUCAGGUUCCCUGCCUCAGUGCGACACUAGCCCCUGUCAUUGGCUUAAAAUGUGUGCUAGCAUUGGGAUUCAAAAAAGACACCACUGACUUUGUAGAUGAAGUAAGAGCUAUCAUUCCCAGAGUGCCCAGUUUAACUGUGCCAUGGCUUCAGGACAGAAUUGAAAAUAUUGGAGACAAUUUAGAAACUGAAUCUUUGGGAAUCCAAGACAAAGAGACUUUGGAAACUUCAUUUGAAGACCUCUCAAAGCACAAGAGAAAACUUGAAGGUCAGCAGGUCUCUGUAGCAUUACAGCCUCUUAAAAUAAAGAAAUUGAUUCCCAACCCUAAUAAGAUAAGGAAACCACCCAAAAGUAAAAAAAAUACUUCGAAGUAAUCUUGUAUAAACUUUUCAUGCAAUUGAUAAAAGGACACCUUGUAUAAAGAAGGCUUGAAACAAAUAAAAUGAAAUAUAUUUAUGUA
This is a messenger RNA of Marmota monax (woodchuck), 1136 nucleotides long. RefSeq names its product ribonuclease P/MRP subunit p38 (gene Rpp38). The coding region runs from base 205 to 1050 and encodes 281 amino acids. Gene Ontology annotation, biological process: tRNA 5'-leader removal. Gene Ontology annotation, cellular component: ribonuclease MRP complex; fibrillar center; nucleolar ribonuclease P complex. The transcript is spliced from 3 exons. NCBI's taxonomy places the organism in Eukaryota, Metazoa, Chordata, Mammalia, Rodentia, Sciuridae. The record is from RefSeq and is a predicted model, not a curated record. Gene Ontology annotation, molecular function: ribonuclease P RNA binding; ribonuclease P activity.